AUGGCCACCGCAACAGUCACCGAGUUCAUUACUAGGACCGUCAAUGCAACGGCGGCAACCUCAGCAUCCUCCGACAACCGAGCCACGCCGCAGGGCGGUGUAUUCGAACAUGUCAAUCCUUCACAUUGGGAUCCGAGCAAUCCCAUUGUCCUUCCCCCUGUCAUAUCUCCGACAGCGCGUGUCAUCGCCGAAGUCAUCACGGGGAUAUUGUUGGGACCGUCAGUGAUGGGGAGGAUUCCUGGCUUUACGGCGGCGAUAUUUCCACCCUCGUCACUACCCAGCUUCAACCUUGCCGCCAAUUUGGGACUCAUCCUUUUCCUGUUCCUCGUGGGGCUCGAGGUUGACCUGAGAUUCCUUCUCAGCAACUGGAGGGUUGCGUUGAGCGUUGGGGCACUUGGCAUGGCUGUUCCAUUCGGUCUGGGAGCCGGGAUAGCUUGGGGUCUUUACCACCAAUUUCGAAGCGACGAUGGCAUUGUGUCUAUCUCCUUUGGAAUCUAUCUGCUGUUCAUCGGUAUUGCUAUGGCCAUCACAGCCUUCCCCGUCCUCUGCCGUAUCUUGACUUCCCUGGAACUUCUGAGUACCCCUGUUGGUGUCAUCGUCCUUUCAGCCGGCGUGGGCAACGAUGUCGUUGGCUGGAUUCUCCUUGCUCUUUGCGUCACGCUGGUGAACUCUGGCGCAGGACUAACGGCACUCUGGAUCCUUCUGGUCAGCGUUGGCUACUGCCUCUUCUUAGCAUUUCUAGUGCGGCCAGCGUUCAUGUGGGUUCUACGUCGGACAGGCAGUCUGUCUAACGGACCGACACAGAUGGUUGUUGCUCUCACUAUACUCCUUGUGCUCGCGUCAUCAUUCUUCACUGCGAUCAUUGGGAUCCACGCUAUCUUCGGAGCGUUCAUGAUCGGCCUGAUAUGUCCACACGAAGGAGGCUUUGCCGUCAAGCUCACAGAGAAGAUCGAAGAUCUCGUCAGCGUCCUCUUCUUACCUCUCUACUUUGCGCUUUCUGGACUCAGGACCAAUCUUGGACUCCUUGACAACGGCAUCACUUGGAGCUACGUCGUAGGAGUCUGUGCAGUCGCAUUCUUCGGCAAAGUAUUCGGUGGCACCGUUGCCGCUCGACUGAAUGGGCUCGUCUGGAGAGAAUCGCUGACUAUUGGCUGUUUGAUGUCAUGUAAAGGUCUUGUUGAAUUGAUCGUGCUGAACAUUGGGCUACAAGCACGGAUCCUCAGCACCAGGACUUUCACGAUCUUUGUCGUCAUGGCACUCGUCACUACCUUCGCUACAACGCCACUUGUGGCCUGGCUAUAUCCGCCGUGGUACCAAAGGAAACUCGACCUCUGGAAAAGGGGCAAGAUUGACUGGGACGGCAAGCCGAUACCGCAGGAGGAGUCAACAGACUCUAGCGAGGGAGAUUGGGCAGAACACCAUGAAGCCGUUCGCAAAGUCAUCGUGUACCUGCGUGUCGAUGGCUUGCCACGGAUUUUUCAGCUUGUAUCGAUGUUCGCCGCGAAGAGAGAAGAAGUUGAGCCUGCUGGCCCUCUCCUCAAGCCUGAGGGCGGAGGCGUCUUCAAGAACUCAAAGGCUCUGGCGUCCGUGGCUACUAUUCGACGUCCCGUACAAGUUGACGGCCUCCGCCUCAUGGAGUUGACAGAGCGAGAGUCUUCGGUUAUGCGAGUCUCCGAGCUGGAAGAAUAUGCGACGCGUGAUCCGAUCAUCAAGGCCUUUGGCACAUUCGGAACAUCCCAUGAUGUGGCCGUCGGUGGUCAGGUCGCUGUGGUGCCUGGCCGCAACUUUUCGACGACACUCCUGAAGCGAGCCAAGGAGCUGUCGGCCGACUUCAUUGUUAUACCGUGGUCCGAGACAGGCACGAUGAGCGAGCAACCAUCCUUCUUCGACGAUCAGUCCGGUGGGCCUCUGGCCAACCGCGAAUUCGCCAGAUUGGUGUCCGAGACCUGCGAGAAAGCUCGGACCUCCAGCAAUGUCGGCGUCAUUAUUGACAAGUCAGUCAUAUCUGCAGCGACACAACCAGGAAGCCCUAAUGAUGACCGACCGGCAUGGCAUCUCAACAGAACCAACACUGGAGUCAGCGUCCAGGAUCGCAAGAAGUCCGUCAUCACUUUCCAACUGGCAGACAGCGGACGGCAAAGGCUUAUCGUUUUAUACUCUGGCAGCGAAGAUGAUCUCUUCGGCGUCAAGCUCGGUUUACAGUUUGCCAAAAACGACAAUGUCGAUCUCAAGGUGAUCAAGACCCCGACCACCAAAGACCCCGAAGACGACGAUCACGACGGCACAUUCGACUUCAAGACUCUUAAGACGAGUGUACCAGACGCCCUGAAGAGCAGAGUGCAGUUCGUCGAGAGCGAAGCAGCUCCAGUUGAAGCCGCCUUAGCUGCUUUGAGGGAGCCCAGUGCUGCGGACACCCUGUUGAUACUUGGUCGUGGGUCAGCUGAUCUAAGUCUAAGCGUGAUCAGCAGUGCUGGCAGCAUCUCGAGCCCGGCUCUGGGAUCAAUAGCGACCACCGUGGUAAACGAAUUGAGGCAGCGGCAUCUCAAUGCCAGUCUUUUAGUUGUGCAGAGGCGGUUGAAAACCCAAGCUGGCGGCAAUCUGAGCAAGGCCGCCACGCAAGAGGAGAUGAGCUGA
Cyphellophora attinorum is the source of this 2634-nucleotide messenger RNA. Its product is annotated as K(+)/H(+) antiporter 1. Gene Ontology annotation, cellular component: membrane. Gene Ontology annotation, molecular function: antiporter activity. The record is from RefSeq and is a predicted model, not a curated record. The coding region runs from base 1 to 2634 and encodes 877 amino acids. Gene Ontology annotation, biological process: proton transmembrane transport. The transcript is spliced from 3 exons. Lineage: Eukaryota; Fungi; Ascomycota; Eurotiomycetes; Chaetothyriales; Cyphellophoraceae.